UGCUCAGUAAUCUUGUCCAAAACCGUUGAAACAUUUAUUUUGAAACCGGAAAUUCUUAGUGGCUCUUACCGGAGUGAUACUUGCAUCUGACGUGCACACACGUGGAUAAUGGAGCUCAGCAAAACAGGGAUUUAAUACAAACGUGUUAACCAGCUGUCUGCAUCUUCCAGAACCACAGAAACCGAGAUGAAGGGGAAAGAGAAGCAGCGUCGGGAGCCGGCAGUCUCAAAGAAGAAGAAUAUGGCGGCGAGCAGCAGUGAUGAUGAAGACUCCGACGUGGAGAGGAACUUCGCUCUUCUCACUGAGAGAGGAGGAGCAGAGGAGGGAGAGCCGUACCUCGGAGGAGAGGAAGAAUUCAGUGAUGAAGACGAAGAAGGGUCUGAUGGUGGUACCAAAGAACAGGAAGGCGAGGAGGGAUCAGAGGCUGGUGAAGAAGAGGGGGCGGUUGAGGAGGAUGAAGAGGAGGACGGUGACAGUGAAGCCUCUGAGGAGGAUGAUGAAGAUCCAGAGGAGGCUGGUGGAAGCAGUGAGAUCCAGACAAGAGACGACGUUAAGAAAGAACUCUCCAACAUGUCCUUCGAGGACAUCAUGAAGCUUCAGAACAAAGUGGGAACCAAAGUGUACAACGAGAUCGCGUACGGCAGCAACAGGAGUCAGGGGUCGAGCAAAAAGAAACGCCUGAACAAGAACAGGCCGAUGGAGAUUUCAGCCAAGAGACGGGCUCCGUUCCUCCGUCAGGUCGUCUCCGUCAAGAAACCAACGUUGAGAGAUCCUCGAUUUGACGACCUGUCUGGAGAAUACAAACCGGAGAUUUUUGAGAUGACGUAUAAAUUCAUUAACGACAUCAAACACAGAGAGAAGGAGAUUGUCCAGAAGCAGCUGAAGAAGACUAAGACGAACAACAACAACAACAUCCAGAGGAAGGAGAAACUACAGUUCCUCUUGAAGAGGAUGGAGAACCAGGAGCGAGCGAGGAAGAGCCGAGAGGAGGAGCGAGAGAGAGAGCUGCAGUUCAAGAGGCAGCAGAGAGAGAGAGCCACUCAGGGCGACCGGCCCUUCUUCCUCAAGAACUCUGACAAGAAGAAGCUGCAGCUGGCUGAAAAAUACCAGGAGCUUAAGAAGAGCGGCAAACUGGAGAACUUCCUGAGCAAGAAGAGGAAGAGGAACGCUGGGAAGGACCGCAGGAAGCUGCCCAGACAGCUGCAGAACUAGAACUUUCAGUGACACAAAAACACCUGAAGAAGAACCUGCGGAGAGAUAAAAGGACCGUCAUGAAGCGUCUCCGCCCGCCGGUGGAGCUGCCAUUGUUCUUGAUGUUGGAUGAAGCUUCAUCUCUGGUGUCAGAGACUUUUCUCUCACGGUCUUCAUAAGUGGGAGGUGUUUGCUCAGUUGCGUAACUGUAAAGUGUGGAACUCGGGUUGUUUUUGCAAACAAAUACUGAAGUUUCAGUUGUUGGAGAGUCCCUGAAUGCACCACGAGUGAGACGUUCAGUCUCUGAGAUGCAGUUAGAAGAAAAUGUAACUUUGAUCAAGUAACAGAAAUUUGACUGAGAUGAAGGAACAAACUGUACUGAUGGUUGUUUCCCUGCAGAUACGUUACGGUCGGGUUGGUUGGGUCAUGAAUGACAUCUGCUACUCUUUUAUUUUUAAUAAAUCUUUAAAUGUA
Cottoperca gobio is the source of this 1665-nucleotide messenger RNA. It is a transcript of the gene rrp36, whose product is annotated as ribosomal RNA processing 36. NCBI's taxonomy places the organism in Eukaryota, Metazoa, Chordata, Actinopteri, Perciformes, Bovichtidae. The coding region runs from base 187 to 1212 and encodes 341 amino acids. Gene Ontology annotation, biological process: maturation of SSU-rRNA from tricistronic rRNA transcript (SSU-rRNA, 5.8S rRNA, LSU-rRNA). The transcript has 8 exons. The record is from RefSeq and is a predicted model, not a curated record. Gene Ontology annotation, cellular component: nucleolus; 90S preribosome.